This is a messenger RNA of Loa loa (African eye worm), 731 nucleotides long. RefSeq names its product NHP2-like protein 1. Gene Ontology annotation, biological process: maturation of SSU-rRNA; ribosome biogenesis; mRNA splicing, via spliceosome. Lineage: Eukaryota; Metazoa; Nematoda; Chromadorea; Rhabditida; Onchocercidae. Gene Ontology annotation, molecular function: RNA binding. Bases 213 to 602 code for a protein of 129 amino acids. The record is from RefSeq and is a predicted model, not a curated record. Gene Ontology annotation, cellular component: nucleolus; small-subunit processome; box C/D methylation guide snoRNP complex. The transcript is spliced from 4 exons.
UAAAAUUAUAGGUCAUUGAUGGUGGAGUUGUCGCAUGUGAGUGGUUAAUUCCUCGUUGUUGAUUUAGGCUAGGAGGUGGCUAUUUCAGUAUGUUCUUAUUAGCACAAUGGAUCGAGCGUGCGGAAGGGCUCAAACUCAGCACAUGGUUAACUCGAUUUCAUGUUGCUUCGAUGAGCUUUAGAGCUUGCCAGUGAUCGGAAAAGUGAGGCAAAAUGACGACGGAUACAGGUUUUGGAUCAAAAGCUUAUCCUAUUGCUGACACCAGUUUGUCUCAGAAGUUACUCGAUCUCGCUCAGCAAGCGCAAAGCUACAAGCAAUUAAAGAAAGGUGCGAAUGAGGCCACGAAGACGCUGAAUCGAGGACUUGCAGAGGUCAUUAUAAUGGCUGCUGAUGCCGAACCGUUGGAAAUUAUCUUACAUUUGCCUUUACUAUGUGAAGACAAAAACGUGCCUUACGUGUUCGUGCGCAGCAAGGCAGCCCUUGGUCGGGCGUGUGGUGUGUCGCGUCCUGUAAUCGCUGCAUCAAUAAUCCAAAAUGAGGGUUCUCAGUUGAGAAGUCAAAUACAGAAAAUCAAGGAAGAAGUGGAGAAACUUUUGAUUUGAGAAAAAAGAACACUAAUCUUUGUUUCUCGAUGAAAACUGUUUUUGCGGUCUUGGAGUCAUCAAAAAUUUUAGCUGAAAUAAGGAAGAUAUAGUUUGAAUUCACUUGUUUAAGACUGAUUUACUUAUUGC